Molecule: messenger RNA, 807 nt
Organism: Funneliformis mosseae
Lineage: Eukaryota; Fungi; Glomeromycota; Glomeromycetes; Glomerales; Glomeraceae
Source: the annotation of a GenBank genome assembly
AUGGCAACCAGGGUUUACAUUGGUCGUCUUGCAAGAGAUGCUCGUGAACGAGAUGUCGAAAAACUCUUUCGUAAUUACGGCACCAUCAGAGAAAUAAAAUUGAUGAACGGUUUUGGUUUUGUUGAGUUUCGAGACCACCGUGAUGCUGAUGAUGUUGUUUAUGCUUUUAAUGGAAAGAGUUUUAUGGGUGAAAAUCGGUUCGCUCCUCCGCAAAGAAAUCCUCAAUAUCGAUUAAUUGUGGAAAAUUUGUCAUCAAGCUGUAGCUGGCAGGGGACAAAUCUGGGAACCGUCCAACGUUUAUCUUCCAUACUUCGGAUAGAAAUAGUCCAAAUUAAAUUAGAAAUUGUUGUUUCUUAUGCCUGGAAGGAAGAGAUAUUUUGGUUACCUUUACUGCCUUCUUUGGAUAUGCCGACUCUUGUUCCUUCCAUUGGCAUAUUUAUUUUGGUUCUUCAUAUAUGGAAUUACAAGAGCCCUAGAGGAUCUUUGAAGCACAACGAUCUGAAGGACCUAAUGCGAAAAGCAGGUGAAGUGACCUUUGCCGAUUGCCACAAAGACCGCGAUGGGGAAGGUGUGGUUGAAUUUUCCUCGUACGAAGAUAUGAAGAAUGCAAUUAGAAAACUUGAUGAUACGGAACUAAAAGGCAAACGUAUCAUUCUUCGUGAAGCUCCGUCGCCUGCUAAUGGUAAGGACGCCGCCUCGCGCUCAGUUUCACCUCGCCGUCGUGAUGAUUCCCGCAGCCCAAAAAGAAGUCGUUCCCAAAGUGGUGAACGUGAACGCGUUGAUGACAAGGAGAUGAAAGAAGAUUGA